GGAAAAAGGCUUCUGAAAAGGAGUUCUUACCUGAUAUGCGAAGGUUGUCCCUUGCAGACACAGCCACCCGCAAACUUUGAAGGAGAGAGAGAAGGCUCCGAACUCUCUCGCUCUUACGCCACUUUCGAGUAGUUGAGCAAGUAUAUUUCACCUAUUUAUCAAAUAUGUUUUCUGGGUUUGCAGUUUGUACAUAUAUGUAAAUGAGGUCAGUUAAAGAUGGCCUUAGAAUUCAUGCCCACACCAUCAAAACUGGUUUUACUUCAACUACUUUCACAUACAAUCAACUCAUUCAUUUGUAUUCGAAACGUGGUCUAAUUCUAGAUGCUUACAGACUGUUCGACGAAAUGCCUGAACGAAAUGUGUUUACUUGGAAUGCCAUAAUAAGUACCUACGUAAAAGCCCAAAACUUGACGCAAGCACAAGCUCUCUUCGAUGCUUCUCCCCUUAAAGAUUCAGUCACGUACAACUCUUUGUUAGCUGGUUAUGUGAACUGUGAUGGGUAUGAAACAAAUGCAAUUAAAUUGUUUUUGGAAAUGCAAUCGGUGGGUGACAAAGUUCAAACUGAUGAGUUUACUCUCACUACAAUGCUUAAUUUGACGGCAAAGUUAGGUGUUUCAUCUUAUGGAAGGCAAUUGCAUUCAUUUAUGGUUAAAAAUGGUAGUGAUUUGAAUGGGUUUGCGGUGAGUGCUCUCAUUGACAUGUAUUCAAAAUGUGGGUGUUUACGAGAUGCAUGGACAGUGUUUAAUGGAUGUGGUGGUGGGCUGGUUGAUUUGGUUUCAAAGAAUGCAAUGGUUGCUGCAUGUUGUAGAGAGGGUGAGUUGGAAAUGGCUCAAAAGCUUUUUUGGAGGGAACCAGAGUUAAACGAUACGGUGUCUUGGAACACAUUGAUUUCGGGUUAUGCCCAGAAUGGGUAUGAGAAGCAGGCAAUCAAGAUGUUUAAGGCUAUGGCAGAGGAUGGGUUUAGAUGGAACGAGCACACUUUUGGCAGUGUUCUGAAUGCUUGCUCUGGUUUAAAGAGUUUGAAGCUUGGGAAAGAAGUUCAUGCUUGGGUUUUGAAGGAAGGAAUGAGUUCAAAUCCAUUCAUAAGUAGUGGCAUUGUUGAUGUCUAUUGCAAGUGUGGCAGUAUGAAGUAUGCUGAGUCACUUUAUGCAACAAUUGGGAUAAUAAAUCCAUUUUCCAUCUCUUCUAUGAUCAUGGGGUUUUCGUUGCAAGGUAGCAUGAUAAAAGCUAGGAAGCUUUUUAAUUCAUUGGCAGAGAAGAAUUCUGUUGUUUGGACAGCUAUGUUUUCUGGUUAUGUGAAAUCCCAGCAAUGUGAGGAUGUUUUUGAGCUUUUCAGGGAGUUCAAGUCAAAGGAAUCCACAGUUCCUGAUGCUUUGAUCCUCAUCAGCGUGCUUGGUGCCUGUGCAAUACAAGCCACUGUGGAUCCUGGAAAGCAAAUUCACGCCUACACAUUGAGAAUGGGAGUAGAAAUGGAUGAGAAGAUGAUAACUGCUGUGGUUGAUAUGUAUUCAAAAUGUGGGAAUAUAACAUAUUCGCAAAAUAUUUUCCAAAGAGUUACUUUCAGGGAUUCUGUCCUUUACAAUGUAAUGAUGGCUGGUUAUGCUCACCAUGGGUAUGAAUAUGAAGCUAUCCAACUUUUUGAGGAAAUGAGGGAGAGCGGGGUCAGACCUGAUGCCGUUACCUUAAUUGCUGUUCUAACAGCAUGCCGUCAUUGUGGCCUAGUAGAAGUGGGUGAAAAGUGUUUCUCUUCAAUGACAGAGGAUUAUGCUAUAUCACCCGAUAUUGAUCAUUAUGCAUGCAUGAUUGAUUUGUAUGGGAGGGCUAAUCAGCUUGACAAGGCAGCUGCAUUUAUGGCAAGGAUCCCUAUAGAGCUUGAUGCUGUAAUAUUGGGUACAUUUCUAAAUGCAUGCAAGAUAAAAAGGAAUGCAGAACUUGCAAGGGAGGCAGAAGAGAAGCUUCUGAGGAUUGAAGGAGAUAAUGGAUCUCGAUAUGUGCAGUUGGCAAAUGUCUAUGCCUCAGAUGGUAAGUGGGAUGAGAAAGGGAGGAUAAUGAAAAAGAUGAGAGGAAAGGAGGUCAAGAAGGUUGCUGGUUGCAGUUGGGUACCAGUGGGUAACAAAGUUUACUCCUUCACCUCUGGUGAUAGAUCUCACUUAGAAACAGAGGCUCUAUAUUCUAUUUUAGUUUGCUUGACAAAAGAAUUAAGGGAAAUAACCCACGUCAAUGUAAGAAAUUGGGCAGUAUAUGACGUGGUCAGUGUGCUGGUAUAAACAUCUCAGUAUGUUUUGAACAUGCAGAAAUUAAGGUUCCAGUUGGCCACCCAGUGAAGAUAAUAUGUGAUGCAGGGAGGCUGGGAUCGCCAUUUAUUUUCUGGGGGUAUGUGAUGAUAUAAAAAACAUUCAUUGGAGCUCAUUGAUUCUAAGUAUUUUUUCAGUGUCCAUUGAUUGCAAUUAAAUGUGAUAGGAAGCCUAGUGAUUUUGCUGGAACAACAACUGGCAUUGGAUCUGACAGUUAACACUUUGUAUUGAACAAGAGUAUCACCACUUGCCAUGCUUAUUUGCGGCAAUAGAAUGGAAGAUGAUUUUUCUGGCAAGUUACUUGAUCGCGCACAUUGAGAAAACACUUUCCUACAAUUUUGAUACUGAAUCUAUUGUAGAUGCGUUUUAUAUCAUGAAAUAGUUGUGACCACAGCUUCAGUUGGCUAACGUUAGUAUGUACAAUAUAGAUAGAAUCAUAGAGCAUUAG
Ilex paraguariensis (yerba mate) is the source of this 2742-nucleotide messenger RNA. NCBI's taxonomy places the organism in Eukaryota, Viridiplantae, Streptophyta, Magnoliopsida, Aquifoliales, Aquifoliaceae. The record is from the annotation of a GenBank genome assembly.